Myodes glareolus (Bank vole) is the source of this 1371-nucleotide messenger RNA. NCBI's taxonomy places the organism in Eukaryota, Metazoa, Chordata, Mammalia, Rodentia, Cricetidae. The record is from RefSeq and is a predicted model, not a curated record.
CUCAGCAGGUCAUAUCUCACAGAAGUGUUGAGCGACCCAUGAAGAAGGAGCAUUUGCUCCCCCAAAUGACUUGAGUACAAACAGCUGCUGUCAAAGAAAAGAAACCCCUGCCAGUCACCGAGGCCCUGGGGCCAUGCCUGUGAAGAAUUCACAGAGCCAGAUCUGCAAAGACUCCACAGAGCUCCCAUCUCCAGACGACACGCCCUGUCACAUGGUCCAUCCCAGAAGAACCCGAGAACAGAGAACUAUACCAGAACUGAAACCAGAUGCACAAAAUGAGACACAGAGAGCACAGAGAGGUUACAGGCCUGAGCGGACACACAGCAAACAGAAAGUCUGCCUCUAGUUUAUGUCCCUAGCGGCUGCCUUACCCAAUAAGGUUGUGGGCAGGAGCUGGUGAUAUUCCAACCUCAUAAGAAGCGGCUGCCCUCCAGGAGGCUGGCACCAGUGGAUGGCAGAUCUGGGGCUACAGUGUGAGGAUAAUAACCCCCAGGGAAAGACGAGAUCUUGCACAAGGGACUCCCCAAGUCUGUUCUCUCCGGCUGGCUGAGGAAGGGAGCCAUGGGGCCUCUCCACCUGUUUCUCCUGCUGCUGAUCACAGAGUUGUCCCAAGCCCUCAACACAACGGUGCUGCAGGGUGUGGCUGGUCAGUCCCUGCGGGUGUCAUGUACUUACGACUCCUUGAAGCACUGGGGGAGACGCAAGGCUUGGUGUCGCCAGCUGGCUGAGGAGGGCCCAUGCGAGCGUGUGGUGAGCACACACAAUGUGUGGUUGUUGGCCUUCCUGAGGAAACGGAAUGGGAGCACGGUCAUCACAGAUGACACUCUGGCUGGAACCCUCACUGUCACUCUGCGAAACCUCCAAGCCAGUGAUGCGGGUCUCUACCAGUGUCAGAGUCUCCGAGGUCAAGAGGCCGAUGUUCUCCAGAAGGUCCUGGUGGAGGUGCUGGCAGAUCCUCUAGAUGACCAAGAUGCUGGAGAUCUCUGGGUCUCUGAGGAAUCAGAGAGUUUUGAGGGUGCUCAAGUGGAGCACAGCACCUCCAGGAGCCAAUCAGGAGAGACCUCCUUCCUACCCACUUCCAUUCUCCUCCUCCUCCUGGUCUGUGUCCUCUUCAGCAAGCUUCUUACAGCCAGCAUCCUCUGGGCUGUGGCCAGGGGCAGGCAGAAGCUGGGGUCACCUGUGGCCAGUGGGUUGGACUGUAGCCACGAAGUUGGGUACCAACUUGAGAUCUUGACUGGACCCAGAGAUGCGUGAGAGAACUCCAAGUUGGAGAAGCCCCCCUGAAGUCCACCCAUGAGUCAUCCAGUUUGGGUACUCUCCCCGCUGGCACCAAGACUUCUGCUUCUGCUAGUUUGGCUUCAGAGGCUAAUU